Molecule: messenger RNA, 438 nt
Organism: Peronospora matthiolae
Lineage: Eukaryota; Oomycota; Peronosporomycetes; Peronosporales; Peronosporaceae
Source: the annotation of a GenBank genome assembly
AUGUCCUCUGCUCAUGAUGCCACCACCAAGAUCUCCAUUGACAAGUUCGACGGCGACAACUACGCGACGUGGAGCCGCUACAUGCGUGGCGUGUUCCUGACCAAGUCGGCGUGGCACGUGGUGAACCGGGAGACCACCCCCACCUUCGCCGAUCCUCGCGCCAGUGACGACUACGUCAAGACGAACAACAUUGCGUUCGGCUUGAUGCUGCUGCACAUGAGCGUAGAUUAUCAUCAUGUGGUCGAUGACUGUGAAGAGGCGUGGGUCGCGUGGGCGCGUUUGAAGACGCUGUACGGCAGGUCGCAGAAGGCUGGACGCAUCUACUUGAAGCGCCAGCUGUUCAGUAUGGAGAUGGCAGAAGGCGGCAAUGUGUUGCAUCAUUGCAAUGAGGUCCUCAACAUCAGCGCAAAGCUGGCUAGCAUCGGCGCCAAGAUGUAG